AGUGCAUUAUGGGAUCGAGCACAUGUUGACUACGAUCGACUCCAGUUUUUAGAGAAACAGAAGGCGUGUUACUGAGUCAAGAUGGUCAACAAAUUUUUAAAAUCCCGGAGUAAGCGGCAGACAACUCGUAUGCGGGGCAGGAUUGCCAAAAAGGUAAAAGAACACAACAGAAAGGUGAAGAGAAAGCAGAAAAAGAAUCCCAUCAAAAGGAAGAAGAAGGAUCCCGGGGUGCCCAACAGUCUGCCCUUUAAAGAAACAGUCCUGAAGGAGGCAGAGGACUUGAAGGCAAAGAAAGUAGAAAUUCAAGAAAAACUACAACAAAAGCGACAGAGGGAAAGAGAAAAACUACUGGCUAAGAAGAGAAAUCUGGAUUCAGUAGUGAAUGAUGCUCUCAGGAAACAGAAGGAAUUUGACAAGAAAAACGCAAAGGGAGCUGAUGCACAGAAGAAAGGGAAGGCUGUAGAGAAUUCAUUGAAGACUUUCUAUAAGGAGUUCAAGAAGGUUGUGGAUGCAGCCGAUGUAGUACUGGAGGUUCUGGAUGCGCGUGAUCCCCUCGGCAGUCGGUGUACGGAGGUGGAGCAAGCUGUGCUUAACAGUGGAACUAACAAGAAGUUGGUGCUGGUCCUCAACAAGAUAGAUUUGGUGCCAAAGGAGAACGUUGAGGCAUGGCUGAAACAUCUACGCAAUGAGUUUCCAUCAGUGGCUUUCAAAGCUUCCACACAAACCCAGAGUGACAAUCUGGCCCGAUCAAAGAUGAAGCUGUCUGCUGUCACUGAUGACCUACUGAAGUCCAGCCAUUGUUUGGGUGCCGAGGUGCUAAUGAAGUUGCUAGGCAACUACUGUCGUAACCAGGACAUCCGAACCACUAUCAGGGUGGGUGUAGUUGGAUUCCCCAACACAGGAAAGAGUAGCAUCAUCAACAGCUUGAAGAGAUCAAAAGCCUGCAACGUGGGGGCUAUGCCAGGAAUCACAAAGUCAAUGCAGGAGGUUCAGCUGGACAAACACAUCAAGCUGUUGGACAGUCCAGGUGUGGUCAUGGCACAGAUGUCCUCGGACACCGUCACCGUCCUUAGGAAUGUUGUUAAGAUAGAGCAGUUAGCAGACCCUGUAGAACCUGUUGAAGCUAUCCUGAAGAGGUGCAGCAAACAGCAGCUGAUGUUACACUACAACCUCCCAGACUACAAUGGAGCUGGUGAGUUCCUGUCCUUGUUGGCACGGCGACGAGGGAAGCUGAAGAAAGGGGGAGUACCUGAUGUGGAGAAGGCCGCUAGGAGUGUCAUACAGGACUGGACCACUGGUAAGAUCACCUACUACACCCACCCCCCAGAGCAGACCAGCCUGCCCACCCAUCUGAGUGCGGAGCUGGUGCAGGAGAUGGGCAAGGCAUUCAGUAUUGAGGACAUCAAGGAAGAGGAAACUAAAAUACUGCAGAGUUUAAAACCAAAGAGCAGCAGCCAUGUGUUGAUGGAGUCUCUGGGCCCAGUGAAAGGUAUUGUCCAGGAGAGUGACCUGCCCACUGAGGAGGAGGAAGCAGAGAUGGAGGAGAGUGAGGACGAGGAGGACGAUGAUAACGAUGAUGAGGAUGUUGAGAACAUGGAAGGAAGUGAUGUGGAAGAUGACAACGAACAGGAGCUAAAUGUGAAGGUGUCACUUCCCAGUAGUCGGGCAUCGUCCACCAAGUCAUCUACACAGGUGCUGACAGGGAGGCAAGCCAAGGCGAAGAAGGAGAAAGGGGUUGCCGAGAAGACGGACAUACUGCAGCUCAACAAACAGAGGAUGAAGGACUUCAAGAAGAUGAAGAAACAGAGGAAGAGAGAUGGUAAAGUUGCUGAUAGCCUGUCUGAUGCAUUAACAUCAGCGUUUGGAUUUUCUGGGGACAACGUGGAUGCAGAUGGAGACUACAACUCCGAUGAGGACUUCCACUGAUGUUGUGACUCGAGAUACUUGUUUAAAUUGUAUAUAGACACCUUCGUCAGUGGAAGAAGGGUGAUUGUACAUUGUAAGAAAUAAAUGUACUGAAACAUCA
This is a messenger RNA of Haliotis rubra (blacklip abalone), 2026 nucleotides long. Its product is annotated as guanine nucleotide-binding protein-like 3 homolog. The transcript has 17 exons. Gene Ontology annotation, cellular component: nucleolus. The record is from RefSeq and is a predicted model, not a curated record. Gene Ontology annotation, molecular function: GTP binding. Bases 82 to 1926 code for a protein of 614 amino acids. Lineage: Eukaryota; Metazoa; Mollusca; Gastropoda; Lepetellida; Haliotidae.